AUGACUACUCUCAAAGGCCCCGGCGCAGCCAAGACGUACGAUGGCUCUGGACUGCGAAUUGGUAUCAUCCACGCGCGGUGGAAUACCAAAAUCAUUGAUGCGCUCCUCGACGGCACGAAGAAGGCGCUCGCACAAGCGGGAGUGAAGGAGGAAAAUAUUGUCAUACAGACCGUACCAGGAAGCUAUGAACUGCCGUACGCAGUGAAGCAACUCUACUCUGCCUCCCAGGUGCAAUCCUCGUCCACUGGCAUCGUCGGUGCAGCCGCCGACCUCCUAGGUUCCACGUCGGACCUCACCUCGCUCUCGGCAUCGAUGCCGUCCACGGCGUCCAAAACCUCGACAUCCCCCUUUGAUGCCAUAAUCGCAAUCGGCGUGCUCAUCAAGGGAGAGACGAUGCAUUUUGAAUACAUCUCCGACGCUGUCAGCCAUGGGCUCAUGCGGUUGCAGUUGGAUAACAACGUGCCUGUCAUCUUUGGGUUGUUGACGCUGUUGAGUGACGAGCAGGGGUUGAUGAGGGCGGGGAUUGGAGGAAAGGGAGGCAAUGAGGGGCAUAACCAUGGGACAGACUGGGGCAAUGCGGCGGUCGAAUUGGGGGUUAAGCGGCGGGGAUGGGUCGAGGGAAAGUUUGUUGACUAG
Messenger RNA from Plenodomus lingam JN3, 636 nucleotides. RefSeq lists its product as uncharacterized. The record is from RefSeq and is a predicted model, not a curated record. Gene Ontology annotation, molecular function: 6,7-dimethyl-8-ribityllumazine synthase activity. Lineage: Eukaryota; Fungi; Ascomycota; Dothideomycetes; Pleosporales; Leptosphaeriaceae. Gene Ontology annotation, cellular component: mitochondrial intermembrane space; intracellular anatomical structure; riboflavin synthase complex. Gene Ontology annotation, biological process: riboflavin biosynthetic process.